This is a messenger RNA of Pocillopora damicornis (cauliflower coral), 1164 nucleotides long. RefSeq lists its product as uncharacterized. The record is from RefSeq and is a predicted model, not a curated record. NCBI's taxonomy places the organism in Eukaryota, Metazoa, Cnidaria, Anthozoa, Scleractinia, Pocilloporidae.
AUGGAAUCGCUUUUGGUAAAUCUCAAGAAACAACUUACUUGUUCGAUUUGCCUCGAUACCUACACCGAGCCUAAAACUAUAUCAUGUCUUCACACGUUUUGCUGUGAAUGUUUGGCGAAACAUGCAAGAGUGAGCCAGAAAAAGGGAAAAUUCCGAUGUCCCGAGUGUCAGGCAGCGAUCGAUUUAUCAGAAGGAAAUCGCUUCGACCGUUUGCCCAACAGCUUUUUUCAUAACAAUUUGUUGAGUCUUCUCGCUGUUCGACAGACUGAUGAUGCAAGUAGCAUUAAUUGUUGUCAAUGCGGUGCAAACAACUCUCAGAUGUACUACUGCUUCGAUUGCGGACGAUUCAUGUGCCCUGGUUGUUUUAACGCACAUGAAGUGCUCAAGAAAUCUUUUCAAGGACACAAAGUCACGCCACUUCAAGACUUCAAAACAGAAGAUUACGAAGCAUUGUUAAGGCGACAACCGUUUUGUUCUCAACAGUUCCACGAAAGAGAAAUUGCACGGUUUUUUUGCUCGCAGUGUCAAGUUUGCAUUUGUCAAAUUUGCAUAGUCACGGAUCAUGAAAACCAUAAAGUUGUUGGGCUCGACAAAGCAGCACACGAGGAAAAGGAUAACAUCAUGUCGGACGCUAAAUUGAUCAAGGAAAUGGAAAGUGAGCUCCGGGAAGUCAUAAAGCAGUUUGAAGAAACCAUUUCUAAGCUAAAAAGCAAUAUGGUAACGGCUAAGCUACGUGUCAAGCAAUCAGCUGAACAAAUGAUCGCAGAUAUUCGAGAGCGCGAGCGAGAGGCAUUGGAAUCCAUCGAGCUCAUCCUGAAACUUGAUCCUAGACCUCCACCAAAGGGAAAUGUCCCACCCUCCUGCCCUACUCUGGGGGCCCUCUUAACAACCAGAAUACUGCCCCCUCCCCACCAGUUACAAGAAAAUAUUGAGUGUAGUAGAACCCUUAUUAUGCAGUCACCCACAGGGAAUGCUCGUCAUCAGCCUCCUGCUCCCACCAGUGCACCACACCCUUCAUCAGGCUCCAGUUUCCCAGACCUUCUUGCAGUACCUACAAAUUUACCAAACUUGCCUGACAGUAUUCGAGGGGGAAACAGUGCCGGCAGUGAAGAUGUAGACUUUGAUGAUCUUACUGGGAGAUUUGAAAAUCUUAAGAAGAAGUAG